Molecule: messenger RNA, 2564 nt
Organism: Crotalus tigris (Tiger rattlesnake)
Lineage: Eukaryota; Metazoa; Chordata; Lepidosauria; Squamata; Viperidae
Gene: TMEM91
Product: transmembrane protein 91
Exons: 4
Coding region: 727-1449 (240 amino acids)
Cellular component (GO): membrane; intracellular membrane-bounded organelle
Source: RefSeq, a predicted model, not a curated record
CCCGUUUCAGAAAUUCCUCCUUAGUUCUAGGCUGGUUCUCUGAGUGUUUGUAAGUUGCGCACUACCCAUAAACAAUAAAAUCUUCCCCAAGUUGCGUCCUUUGUAAAAAAAAAAAAAAGUCAGUGCUUCCACAUACCCGUUUGAAGGACCAACAUCCCACCCAGGACUAAAAGUAGAGACCCCUCUACUUUUAACCAGCAUAGGAGGAGGGGGGGAAUUCAGCAGCCCUUCCUCCCCAGAGCAAUGGCACAGAUAGUCCUCAACUUACGACCACCAUUGAGCUGCCAACGUUGCUAAGUCAGAGAUGUGUUCAGCGAGUUUGGCCCCCAUUUUACGACCUUUGCUAAUCCCUGCCGUUCUUAAAGGAGUAGCACCGUUGUUAACUGGACCCGGUUUUCCCCGGUCACAAAAGCGGGUCGCGUGGUCCCCGGGACGCUGCAACCGUCGUAAAUAUGAACCAGUUGUCAAGCAUCCGAGUGUAAAUCAGGGGGAGGCCACGACGGUCGUAAGUGUGGGAAAAAAAUGGUCCCAGGUCCCUUUUUUUCAAUGUUCUUGUAACUUCCAAGUGGUCACUAAGCGAACUGCUGCAAGACGAGGACUCUCUGCGUGUCUCGUCCAAUCCCAGCCAUUCCGCCUCCAUUUGCAACUGGCGCAUCCCCCAGACUCGAUGCAAAUCGGUAACCAAAGGCCGAGGACCCCUUAAGCAAGAAGCAGCCAGAAGACACAAUGGAGAAUAUCCACGAACUACAGCAUCCGCUUCUGGGAAACCCUCCUAACAAGACCCUCCUCCCAGGAGGGAUGCUCAGCUGGGCAAGUCCCCAGGACCCUUCUGGGUUGCUCUCCCACCACGUACCCUCCAGCUUCUCCUGGCUUUCUCCCGGCCCCGGUCUUCUUCCCAACCAGCUGCUGAACCCUCGCAGCCUGUCGAGGACCACCGUCCCGACGUCCUCCAGCCUCGCCGAGUCCAAGCUGUACCCGGAGCUGUGGAAAUGCAGCCACCCGCCAAGCCGGAGGAAGAAAGAUUAUAUCGAGACCGCCUUCGGGGAGGGCAAGGCGGCCGGCGAACUGCCGCGCAAGAUCGCCCUGGAGACGGAUAUUCACACGGUCUGCUACGAGGUGGGGGACAUGGAGCUGCCCGAGGUGGAGAACGACUCCUCAAGUGACAGCGACACAGAGAGCGAAAACAGCUUCUCCAUGUUGCAGCCUCAAGAUUAUCUGGGCCUGGCGGUUUUCUCCAUGUUGUGCUGCUUCUGGCCACUAGGCAUCGCUGCCUUCUACCUGUCGCAAAAGACCAACAAAGCUUCAGCCGGGGGCGAUUACCCCAGAGCGUGGACCGCCUCCCGUCAAACGUUUGCCCUGGCUGUCUUGUCCAUCAUCCUGGGCAUUUGCACCUACAUCGGAGCGGUGGUGGCCCUCAUCGCCUAUCUCUCCAACAAGGUCCCCACCUAAGACGUUCUCUCUCCCAAGGAGCCACUGGUCACCCCGUUCCUUGCCUCCCCGUGGAGCAGGAAGGGUGUGUGUGUGUGUGUGUGUGUGUGUGUGUGAGAGAGAGAGAGAGAGAGAGAGAGAGAGAGAGAGAGAGAGAGAGAGAGAGAGAGAGAAUGCAGACAUUACAACAUGGAAGACUUAUCCCCGUACCCUGGUCUUGUGAUCAGAAGAAAACCAACCCACUGGGUUGAGUUCAGACGAACAGUUUCUUGGACCAAAGAGGACACAGUGACAGGUUCACUUGCAAGAAACCCCCCCCCCAAAAAAAACAGACCGGGGAGGCUAGAAGAAACUUGGGAAAGAGAACCUUGAAGCUGGGGUUUAACUUUUGGGGGACUCCUCUAGUUGGAGAUGCAUCAACCAGUCCUUGGAGCUAUGAGAAGCGGAUUGUCCAGCCCAGGAGAACUCCAGGGACGUUGAGGAAGCAGGGUGACCACCAACCUGGAGAAGGACAUCAAGCUGGAGAUCUUUGCUUUGCUUGCCCUUAUGAAGCCCCCAAUUCUCUGUGCCCCUCAGUCAUGUCUCCUUUUAUACAGAGUCACUCAAUCCCCCAUACCUGUCAUGGUCUCCCCCACCCCGACUUCUCAAUAAAAGUCAAGGCCCAGCGACCCCUCCCCAGUUGCCCUUGUCCUCUUCUUCUGGGCUGAGCGACACCCCUAAGCCAACAUCAGCCUGAGAAUGGUGGUCUCCCGGCCCCGUUGAGGUUCAACUGCUGAGGACAUGAAUACAGGUAAGUCCUCGGCUUUAAUGGCCACAAGCGAGCCCAAUUGCUCUGUUUGUUCCGUGCGUUUCGCCACCACUGUACAGCCUGACUACGGCUACAGUUGUUAAAUUAGUAGCACGGUUGUUAAUAUGGUUUCCCUGUUGAAACACCGGAGUUGACAGUCUGAAUGUGAGAAGUGAGCCACUGCUGACCAACGCCGAUACCUUUCAAAUGACGUUGGAAAAGGGGCUGCCACUCACCCACCUGGGUUUUGCUGAAGUUGCAGAGAGCCUGUUGGUUCCCCUCUACCGAUUGCUCCAGACUCACAUUUCUUUUUAGGUUUGAUUGAUUAAAAUCUCCAUUAUUUGCUCUG